Messenger RNA from Geodia barretti, 363 nucleotides. The record is from the annotation of a GenBank genome assembly. Lineage: Eukaryota; Metazoa; Porifera; Demospongiae; Tetractinellida; Geodiidae.
AUGAAGGUCUUUGACGGAAGAAAGGCGUCCCAGGACUAUAUGUCAAGCCACACACUGGCGUUCUCCACACCGGAUCUGACGCUAACCCGGUUUGCGUUCUGGCUUGGGGAGAUGGUUCCGGAUCCCGCAGACAGAAAACAGACGGUUCCGCGGCUCUACACGUUCGUGGAGGAGAAGGACUUUGAGCCCGUGCAGAUAGUGGACGACGAAAGGUACGUUCCCACCGGUGCCGUCAAGUCUACCAGUAUAUACGGCACGCCGUCAGACGCGGCAACCGGAAAGUUCUGUGCCGAUUGUGGCGCCAAGAUGGCAUCCGCUGCCAAGUUCUGUCCGCAGUGCGGCACACUGUGUGACCCGGCAUAG